CUUCCCUUGGUCCUCACUGCAACAAUGACGUUGGGUGCGACGUACCAAAGGUCAAGCCAGCUCACAGGCCAGAGCUUCCUUGACACAUUUAAUUUCGGAGCCAUCUCAGACCCCACCCACGGCAGAGUGACAUAUGUCAAUGAGAGUACUGCCAAAGUCGAUGGACUUGUUUCAGUGGCUAAUAAUAAACUUACGCUCCGAGCGGACUACACAACAAAAUUGUCUUCCUCCGGCUCGGGAAGAAAAUCUUUUCGGAUCAAGUCAACUUCCCAGUACAAGACUCACAUGGCAAUUUUCGACAUUGCGCAUAUGCCGCAAGGUUGUGGAACAUGGCUAGCUGUUUGUGAAGUGGGGGCAGACUGGCCAAAUCAAGGCGAAGUGGAUAUCAUAGAAGGCGUCAAUGAUCAGACCCCCAAUAAAUGCAGUCUACACACAGGCUCCAAUUGCACCAUGCCCUCUUCUGGCUCAAUGACAGGCACCGUCAAUGGUACAGAUUGCUAUGCAUACGAUAAUGGCAACGUGAGGUGUGGGGUCAAGAUCAACAACAAAAAGAGUUAUGGUCUGCAAUUUAACGACAACGGAGGUGGCUGGUAUGCGAUAGAAAGGCGCUCAACUUACAUCAAGAUUUUCUUUUGGGAGAGGACCAGUAGCUCUGUUCCAAGUGACGUUAAAUCUCCUGGUUCA
Messenger RNA from Suillus subalutaceus, 684 nucleotides. RefSeq names its product concanavalin A-like lectin/glucanase domain-containing protein. The annotation marks the transcript as partial. The record is from RefSeq and is a predicted model, not a curated record. The transcript has 8 exons. Gene Ontology annotation, biological process: glucan catabolic process. Gene Ontology annotation, molecular function: hydrolase activity, hydrolyzing O-glycosyl compounds. NCBI's taxonomy places the organism in Eukaryota, Fungi, Basidiomycota, Agaricomycetes, Boletales, Suillaceae.